Molecule: messenger RNA, 1071 nt
Organism: Saccostrea cuccullata (small rock oyster)
Lineage: Eukaryota; Metazoa; Mollusca; Bivalvia; Ostreida; Ostreidae
Exons: 4
Coding region: 114-827 (237 amino acids)
Source: RefSeq, a predicted model, not a curated record
ACUUCUUAAAAGCACAAAGAAUGUUGUCCACAGUCAUCAUUCUGUACUUUGGCAACACUUGGAUUAACAGUAAACUUUAACUGUCAGUGUGUUUUGUUGAAAUCUGUGUCAUCAUGUCUACCAGUGCAAAUGUGAACCCUGUUUUUUCAUCUUUGAACUUUCAUCAAGAUCAGGACUAUGGCGCACCCUCCCAUCCGUACCCAAAUUCAGUGCAAGUGUAUAACAGACAGUGUGGUUUUAACUGUAUUUGUUGUGCGCGUAUGCAACUUGGUAACUACUGUUCGUGUGCUUUCCCGAAGCAGUCCACUGCAACACAGACAGAGGAAUACGACACGGUUCCUAUGUCUAUGGUCAAGGACAACCUGUGGAAAAGAGGAACUUCUGAACAUGCAGCACUGCAGAGAAUGAUCAACAGCACCAUUGAGAAAUAUCAGCUGGUCAGUGCUAAGGACCGCCACCUACCCGCAGCAGUGUCAGAGAUCCGGAAUUACCUCAGUGUCAACUCCACCCUCGAGACAGUUGAGGAAAAGAAGAUUUCAGACAGACUGAAGAAAUCCCUGGAGUGGAGGAGAUACUAUGCCAAAAAAAGGUCUCAUGCAACAAGCAAUGGUUUACCAGUGCGGCAUGUGAUAAAGAAGAAAAAGUCAGGAUCCGACAAGGAGAACAGACAGCCCAGUCCCACUGAUGAAGAGCCCUUACUUCAAGGAGAUCUUGGAUCUGACCUACAUGAUGUUGGUGUUGACAACAGAGGAUUUGACCCAGACACUGACAGUGACAGUGAUGUCCCCCUGUCAACCCUAGCUACAAGAAAGAAGAAGUCCCUCUGAACAGUGAUUGAGUGAAGCCCAAAAUUACUUGGACUGCCAACAGACGUUUGACUACAAUCUUGUAUUAUUGACAAAAAACCAUAACUUUAUUGUGCAUGUUAAGAACUUUACAUUGAUUGUCGCAUUGGUGUGAUAGAACUGUAUAACAAAUUCAUGAAAGAGAUCCUAUUAAUUAAGUACAUGUAAAUCUGUAUUUAUUGUCAUGACGAAAUAAAUUAUUAUCUAUCAUUUCUUUUUUUCAUUA